AAAAGGCAAACAGUGAAUAGAAAUUCCAUAAAUGUAUCGAGCUUCAUAAUGAACUUCAUUUCCCAUGAGCCUCCUCAGGAUCAUCGCGUUCUGCCGUUGCUUAUGGAAACAGCGGCAGGUUAGAGCCAGAGCUGCAGAGGCGGCUCGGUUGAGCUCCAUCGGACGUUCAGGAGCCUCCAUCGUUGUUUGUUUGGGUUGGGGGAGAUAACGAGCCCGUCCAAAGGCUGAGGAGAGGACACUGAAGUGAAGCAGUUAUCAGAAACAGAGUAAAGUCUGAUUAUAUGAAUGUCCAACCUGCACCGACCAGAGAGACUCCACCGCCCCCAAGCAGACAUGUCCAACCAGAGCAUCCUCAAUGCUGAGAAGGCAGUGAGUCCUAGCCAAGUGGUCCUUGAGAAAAUGUCUUCCUCUGUCCUCAAAUGCCUUCUCAGCACCAGCUCCAACAGCUGCAACCUCUUUCAAGCCGAGGAGCAGGAGAAGGAUCAGGAGCAGCAGUCCCAGUUCCAGGAGCAGAAGACAUCUGGAGCGUGCAGGAGGAACCGUCUUGCCAUGACUCCGAAGAAGCCACGAGUUCCAAGUGUUGUAAGAAGCUCAGCACAGACUAACAUCAUGCCCUCACGCAGCAGUUCUGGUCUCCUCAAGCCAACUCAGAACAUGGGAGUCGUGGGCAGAGCUGUGGGUUUGAACCCCCCUGCAGCUCCAAAGCUGAGAAGAACACUCAUCUAUAAUUUGAAUCGUGCAGAACUCCCAACUUUGCAAAAAGCAAGGCUCACUCGGGAGGCAGAAAAUGGCAGAAAGUUGUGCAUUUUUGCUGCCCUGAAGCCAUCCAACGUUCAGAAGGAGAAGCAGAGGUUCUUCAAAUCCACCUUUAGCUGCAACCCUCAGUUUGAGUACAGCAGUCCUGUUCCUGCACUCAUCCUGGAGCGCCACAGCGUUGCCUCAGAUCGCUUCCUGACACAGGCAGUGCACAUCAUGGAGCUGGCCUUGAAGCGCUACGGCAGCUACGAGAGGUUUGAGCAGGUGACCGGGGGCAGCCUCCUCUCCAAGAGCCGCAUCUAUCACAACGUCAAGAAGUACAUGGAGACGGAGGGCUGUGUGGGGGAGAUCGUCGUCCAGCUGUCGGAUGACCUGCUGUCUCGUGCCUCGAUGACCGUGGUCAACAGCAGGCACACUCUCAACAUUAAUGUCUCCAGUGCACGAGAGCACUGGCUGGAGGGCAUACUGAGACACGAGAUUGGAACUCAUUACUUACGAAGUCUUAACAACUGCCAGCAGCCAUGGAGCAGCAGCUCAGGGAGGAAGAAGCUUAACCUGAGACCUCUGAACCCAACGGAGGAGGGCCUGGCUAGCAUCCACAGUGUCCUCUUCAGGAGAGACCCCACCCUGUGGCGCGCCGCCAUGCUCUAUUACACCGUCUACCAGGCCAGCCACAUGUCCUUCUGUCAGCUCUUUCAGGACCUGGGGCGCUUCGUUGAAAACCCCAGCACCCGCUGGGACUACUGUGUCCGAGCCAAGAGAGGCCAGACCGACACGGCACAGCCAGGAUGCUUCAGCAAAGACCAAGUGUACCUGGAUGGUGUUCUAAGGAUUCUGAGGUACAGAGACGACAUUAACUUCCCUCUGCUGAUGGCUCUUGGAAAGGUAUCAUUUGAAGAUGUGGAUCGUCUGAGAGUCUUGGCUCAGAUGGACAACAGCCGCAUCCCCCACUUCAUGCAGGACCAGGUGAAAUACGCAGAGCAGCUGACCAAAAUUAUGACUGUCAAUCAGCUGACCGACGAGGAGUUGAAAGCCAUCAUAUGAGGUCGGCCUGUCCUCCCACUCUGUCCUGAAAGAGGCUGUCCCCUGCAGCUGUGCUCUGUAUGCUUCAGACUGCCUCCACCUGCAUCAGGAAUAUGAGAUCUACCUCUUCAUAAAAGUGAAUCCCAGUCCAGUCUUUUCCUCUUAGAAUAAGUCAAAAGAAAGUCACCUUUGUGUUUAAGGACAUAUGAAGUUAGGUUCUGUGCCAAAACAGCAGUAGUGUGUCUGCAUAAAAAACGAUUAUCAAAAUGUUGCAAGUGGUGCCAAACUGUUUAAUUGUUGUUUACAUAGUUUGAUUUCAGUGGAGGUUUCAGGGCCUUUUUUUAACCUGUGUGAUUGUUUUUGAAGCCACUGUGUUCCUUAAAUAUUAAACCUGUUUGUACUUGUUCUUUUA
This is a messenger RNA of Oryzias latipes (Japanese medaka), 2191 nucleotides long. It is a transcript of the gene matcap2, whose product is annotated as microtubule associated tyrosine carboxypeptidase 2. The record is from RefSeq and is a predicted model, not a curated record. NCBI's taxonomy places the organism in Eukaryota, Metazoa, Chordata, Actinopteri, Beloniformes, Adrianichthyidae.